AUGGGCAAUCUCAACCCUUCAUCUCUCCUCCUGGCCCUAGUUGCCACCGUCGCGGCUCACGGCCACGUGGAUUGGCUUGUCGCUGACGGUGUUGCCUACCGCGGCUGGGACUCUCCCGCCUUCACUUAUUCUCCCCCUACGGGACCUGUUGUUGGCUGGAAGAUCGACGCCCCUGACAACGGCUUCGUUGAGCCCGUUAACUUCGGUACCAACGACAUCAUCUGCCACAAAAACGGCAGCCCCGCCGGCGGCCAUGCCACCGUCCCUGCAGGAGCCAAAAUCCAGCUCAUCUGGAAUACUUGGCCCGACUCGCACAAGGGCCCUGUCAUCGACUACCUCGCUAAGUGCAGCGGCGACUGCGAAACCGUUGACAAGACCUCCCUGAACUUUUUCAAAAUUGACGCCGGCGGUGUCGUGGACAUGUCGCUCCAGAACGGCAAGUGGGCCGAUGAUGUGCUCAUCGCGAACAGCUUCACCUGGACGGUUCAGAUCCCGCCCACUCUUGCCCCUGGUAACUACGUCCUCCGCCAUGAGAUCAUUGCGCUGCACUCAGGAGGUAACCCCAACGGUGCUCAAGCUUACCCUCAGUGUUUCAACCUGCAAGUCACUGGAGGAGGCUCCCUUGCUCCUGCCGGAGUCAAGGGCACUGCGCUGUACAAGUCAAACGACCCCGGCAUCCUCUUCAACAUCUACACCAGUCCCAUUGUGUACCCGAUGCCGGGCCCAACACUGGUUUCGGGUCUCCCGUCGACCGUCGCUCAAAGCGUUGCCAAACCGACCGCGACAUCGAGUGCGACGCCUGCCGGAGGCAAUGGCGGGAACGGAGGAAGUAGUCCUACCACAACGCUGCGAACUACUACUGCUCCAGCGCCGGUGACUACCACCAGACCUGGAACAACGACGACAACGGCCGCAAGCGGCGGCGGCGGCGCAACAGUGCCCAAGUACGGCCAGUGUGGUGGCCAGGGUUGGACAGGCUCAACGACUUGUGUCGCAGGAUCCACGUGCCAAGCUCUGAACGAAUUCUACUCCCAGUGCGUCUAG
Colletotrichum spaethianum is the source of this 1044-nucleotide messenger RNA. Its product is annotated as polysaccharide monooxygenase Cel61a. The record is from RefSeq and is a predicted model, not a curated record. Gene Ontology annotation, cellular component: extracellular region. Gene Ontology annotation, biological process: carbohydrate metabolic process. The transcript has a single exon. Lineage: Eukaryota; Fungi; Ascomycota; Sordariomycetes; Glomerellales; Glomerellaceae. Gene Ontology annotation, molecular function: cellulose binding. The coding region runs from base 1 to 1044 and encodes 347 amino acids.